Papaver somniferum (opium poppy) is the source of this 297-nucleotide messenger RNA. RefSeq names its product E3 ubiquitin-protein ligase AIP2-like. Gene Ontology annotation, molecular function: ubiquitin protein ligase activity. The transcript is spliced from 3 exons. Gene Ontology annotation, cellular component: cytoplasm. The record is from RefSeq and is a predicted model, not a curated record. Gene Ontology annotation, biological process: protein ubiquitination. Bases 1 to 297 code for a protein of 98 amino acids. NCBI's taxonomy places the organism in Eukaryota, Viridiplantae, Streptophyta, Magnoliopsida, Ranunculales, Papaveraceae.
AUGGCUGAGCAGAUACAAGCAGUUCAAGUUGGUGUCAGUGGUACUGCAAUGUCUUCGUCUGUUUCUUCUAUGUUUGUGAAGUGCACUGCUACUGGAAACCUUUAUUUGAUGAGCGAGAACUUGGUUAUAAAUGACAAAAUGCAGGAAUCGCCUUGCAAGCACUUGUAUCACCCUCUCUGUUUGAUUCCAUGGAUGGAAAAACAUAACACAUGCCCAGUUUGCAGACAUGAACUUCCUACAGAUAAUCAAGCGUAUGAGAGCUGGAAAGAGAGUGAGAAAGAGGCUGAAAAAGCGUAA